CCCCUUGUGGGGAUCAUUAAAUAAGAUGAGAUCCUGAUCCUCAAUCCUCAUCAAUUUCCCCAGUUCAUCUCACAUGCAGACCUUGAUUAACCCUUCAAAUAAAGAAUAAAACCUUACCCACCCACCUAAAAUCUCCACGCUCUUAUAUAACCCUGGCAAUCUUUCAUUUCAUUUCAACAAUCUUGCCAUAACCCCUCACCAAUGGAGCAUAUAACAACGUUCUCCCUCCCCACAAUCAUCUUUCUCAUCAUCGCAAUUUCCAAGUACAUAAUCUCCUCCAAACGACGUCGUAGAAAGCUCCUCCCGCCUAGCCCACCUUCACUCCCUCUCAUCGGCCACCUCCACCUCCUCAAAGAACCGCUCCACAGGACCCUCAAAGACCUCUCCGCCCGCUACGGCCCGAUCGUCUUCCUCUCCAUGGGCACAGCCCGAAACGCCGUCGUUAUAUCCUCCCCAUCUCUCGCCGAGGAAUGCUUCACCAAAAACGACGCCGUCUUCGCCAACCGGCCCAACACCACCCUGGGCCAGAUCCUCCACUACAACUGCACCACCAUCGCAGCCGCACCUUCCGGCCCACUCUGGCGCGCCCUCCGCCGCUUCACCGCCGUCGAGCUCCUCUCCUCCGCCGCGGUCAACGACUCCUUCUACAUCCGCCGGGACGAAGUCAAACUCCUCCUCCGGAACCUUUUCGAGUCGGGUCAGGGUGUCGGGUCGGGUUUUGGUUUGUAUGAGGUGGACAUGAGGGCGAGGCUGUCGGGUCUUACGAUGAAUGUCAUCACGAGGAUGGUGGCGGGGAAGAGAUAUUACGGCGACGGAGGGGAGCUGGUUGAUGAUGAGUUUGGAGAUGUGGUGAGGGAGAUUGGGUUUGUGCUGACCAACGCGUCGACUCCGGGGGAUUUCUUGCCGGCGCUGCGGUGGCUCGAUUUGGGCGGGACGGAGGCGAAGAUGCGGCGGGCUCAUGCCACGUGUGAUGGGUUUUGCCAGCGUUUGAUUGAUGAGAGCCGGAAUGAGAAUAAAGGAGCGAGAAAGAAUUGUGCGAGUAGGCCGCCUACGAUGAUUGAUGCUAUGUUGGCUCUGCAGGAAUCUGAGCCUGAAACUUACACCGAUGAUGUCAUUAAAGGCCACGUGCUCAUAAUGAUAAUCGUGGGUACGAACACAUUCGCCGUCAUGAUGGAAUGGGCACUCUCCGCCUUACUCAACAAUCCUACCGUCCUCGACAAGGCAAGAAUCGAGCUGCACGCCAUUGUCGGCCACAAUCGACUGGUCGACGACUGCGACUAUCACAACCUUCCUUAUCUCCACAGCAUCAUUACUGAAACGCUUCGCUUGUACCCGGUGACACCAUUGUUGGUGCCGCAUCAGUCGUCGGAAGAUUGCACCGUCGGCGGCUACCACAUCCCGAAAGGUACAAUGUUGAUGGUCAACGCGUGGGCUAUUCACCGGGAUCCUACGGUAUGGGAAGACCCGAGUAGUUUCCGGCCGGAAAGACAUGGAAAUGAGGAGGUCGGCGGCCAGGCGUACGGGUUUUUGCCGUUUGGUAUGGGAAGAAGGUCGUGCCCUGGUUCCGGGCUGGCGAAUAAGGCGAUGUGCUUGGUUUUGGGUUCGUUGAUUCAGUGCUUUGAGUGGGAACGGAAAGGUGAGGAGUUGGUGGAUAUGUGUGAAGAGAGAGGGAUAACUAUGCCCAAGGCGACGCCUUUGGUGGCGAUGUGUAGAGUUAGAGAGUGUAUGAAGGAUGUUUUCUUGACAAUGUAGGUUAAUUAGUAUUAAUAUUAUAUGCAUAAUAAUGACAAUGUAGCUAUUCAAGAAUUUCGCAAUGUUUAAAAGCAUUGCUACUUUAGUUUUUGACUUUAUGGUACAACUUCGGGUCAUACCUAUACUCUUUUGUAAAAUCUUAUAUUGUAAAAACUAAUUUGUACCUUUAUUUGUUUUCCUUGGAUUUGUCCUUAUAGCUCUCAACAAACUCGACCCUCGUCCCACUACGUGCAUCUUGCUAGGCUACUCCCAUCAACAAAGUGCUUACCAAGUGUUUGACUCAGCCUCUCAACGUGUCUUUUUUUCUCGGCAUGUUCCUCUUGUUGAAUACGAUUUCCCUGGCAUACCUUCCUCGGUCAACAACUCACCCUCCCUCCUCCACCUCGUCGGUGGCCUCUUGUAUAGCAGCUGUGUCAUGGAUUCCACUCCCACCAGCACUAGACGUGUCAUCGGUUCUGCCCCAUUCUCACUCCCCUUCGUAGGUCGCUUUCCCGGAAAAGUAUCUCUCCAGCUCCAGCUACGUCACCAACGGCUGCUGUCCCAGCAGCCUGACCAGCUGCACCAUCCCACCCCAUCGUAACACGACUUAAAGACAAUAUUGUUAAGCCUAAUCAUAAAUAUGUGCAGGUUAU
Molecule: messenger RNA, 2384 nt
Organism: Linum trigynum
Lineage: Eukaryota; Viridiplantae; Streptophyta; Magnoliopsida; Malpighiales; Linaceae
Source: the annotation of a GenBank genome assembly